Molecule: messenger RNA, 1299 nt
Organism: Anopheles darlingi
Lineage: Eukaryota; Metazoa; Arthropoda; Insecta; Diptera; Culicidae
Exons: 1
Coding region: 125-865 (246 amino acids)
Molecular function (GO): protein binding
Source: RefSeq, a predicted model, not a curated record
CCAGCGAGUGGCGUCAUUUUGUCAAAACAAACAACAAAAUCAGCUGAUUUCUAGUGCGCGUAAAACCGGCGGAUUUCCGGAAAUAGUAUAAGGAAUAGUGGAAAGCAGUAGUUCCCGCCUCCGAAUGAAGCUUCUCGAUUUGGACGAAGACUCGUUGAUGGAAAUAUUUUCCUACUUCAACUUCGAAGAGCUGCUGUCCCUGUCGACCGUCUGCCUCCCCUUUCUUCAUUUGUGCCAGCGUCAUCUUCGGAAAAUCCGCUUCUUUGCUCUCGACUAUCGCAAAGUUUCGGCCCGACCAAACCGCAUCGAGCAUGUGCGUAACAUUUUUCAAGCUCUCGGACCCUCACUGGAAGGGUUCCGGUUCUCCGGCGGGUACAUUAUGGACGAAAUGCUCAAGCAAUCGAUAGUGGUCAAUUUGGCAAACUGUUCGGCGCUGCGCCACCUGACGAUUAAUUACGUGAAGCUGAAUGAUCAACAUCUCAAGCAUUUGGCUUCGCUACUCUCGACGUUGGUAACGCUGGAUUUAGGACACUGUGAUCUAGAAGAUGCUAGUCUACUAGAAUUUCUACAAUCGCACCCGUUGCAGCUACGGGUGCUCUCCAUUCCGGGAAACACGAAUCUGAGUGGAACGUUUUUCCAUGAUUGGACAGACUGCGAAACGCUCGAGCAGUUGGACAUUAGCUACUGUUUCUCGCUCAAUAUUGACCGUAUGGAGGACUUUCUGAUCCGUGCUAAACGGCUUACUGCUAUCAACGUCACCGGAAGCCUGUGGUUGCAGCGCAACAAGCAAAUCUUCACGCUCCAGGGGCGAACCAUCACCAUGGGAACGGAUAUAAUCGAGUUUCAGUAUUCUGAAGGCGGCUAAACUUCCGAUCAAUCGCCAGAUUGAUUCGCUUUUCGUGAUAUUUUUACAAACAUAAAAAACCAAAAACAACUGAACGCAUACCACUAGUUUCUCUCUUAAGAGAACCAUUAUGAUACAAUUUGGAAGUCAUUUUUUCGGAUUCAAAUUAAGAUAAUAACAUGCAAAAUUCCAGCUAAUAAAGCAUGCCCACUAAUUUCGUCAAUUCCUUGAUAUUGUAAAAAUAGAAGGAUUUAUUUUCUGUAAUCUUGACGAUUAUUUAGCACCCUCGGAUUUCCAAUGUCGCAUCGUGGGAAAAUCGUAUUGAACUUUAUAGCCCGCAUUUUGUGCCUUAUUGUGUUGAUGAUAUAAAAAGAUGAAAGUUGAAGUUAUUAUUUUGAACGUAACGUGCUUUUAAUAAAAAAAAAUCAUUUUAAUAUAUCUUGUUGCAUUAUUCC